ACACUACUUCCGCUCUCUCCAUACCCCAAUCGAUCUACACACCUGCUAUCCGCGUGGAGCAGCUUCCAGAGUCCCCCAGCUUCCUUCCAUCCCGAUCUACAUCACACCUGGCCCCAGCGUGGAGCAUGGCCAUAGUCUUGAACUCAUUUGCGCCGCACUCAUAACCUCACCCUCCAUUCGCCGCCAUGCGCUCCUAUCGCUAUCUAGUAUCUUCGCUCGCUCUUAUCGCCCUCCUCCACCCGGCCGUGGCGCUCAAUUACCCUCUCGAUGCCCGCCAAAAUGAUCAGACGUCAUCACACUCCACCUCGCCGUCGACCACAGACGCUUCUCAGGCUUCAUCGACUGGAGGUGCCUCACUGCUCCCCUCCAGCGCCUCUGAGAAGGCUGCCGCUACCUCGUCGCAUCAUGAAGCUUCGUCCCAGCCAUCCAGUACUCUCUCAAUGUCGGUGACCCCCACGGAGUCUAUCUCAGCUCCGUCUUCGUCCAUCGCCAAUGCUGCGGAGCCUUCUGCCACCAAUGGGACCGCCUCGCAUGGCAGCCCGCUGCCGAUCCACCCCAAGCUCACACCCGCCAUGGGCAUAACUGGUGUCGUACUGCUGCUGACUGGCAUCGUUUAUACAGCGAUUGGGAUAAAGAACAAAAUGCUCUACGUCUUCUUCUCUGCCUGUUAUUUAACCAGCUUGGCUACGACCGUCCUCAUCAUCUACCUGAUGAGCCCACCGGUCAAGGAUGCCAUCCAAGGAGCUUUCUUCGUGGCGGCUUUGAUCUCAGGCCUUAUAUUUGGAGCUCUGUCACUCGUUUUCGCUGACAUCACCGACGGUCUGGGCUGUCUGCUGGGCGGAUAUUGUCUCAGCAUGUGGUUCUUGACUCUGAAAGAAGGAGGUCUCAUCGAGUCCACCACAGGACGAGCCGUCUUCAUCGCCUGCAUGAGCUUCGCUGGAUUCUCGUUGUCGUUUAGUCACUAUACCCGCACGUACGGCUUGAUUGUCUCUAUUUCCUUCGCUGGAGCCACCGCCACGGUCCUUGGCAUUGAUUGUCUCAGUCGAGCGGGUUUGAAGGAGUUCUGGCUGUACCUGUGGAAUCUGAACUCCAACACAUUUCCCUUGAAUACCAAAACUUACCCGGUUACCCGCGGAAUUCGGGUGGAAGUCGCAUUCAUCAUUCUGAUAUUCCUCCUAGGUAUCGUCUCGCAGUUGAAGCUAUGGAAACUUGUAAAAGAACGGCGUGAGAGGGGCGCUAUGACCAGAAUGGAGCGCGAAGAAAACCAGCAACGUGAGGAAGAGGAGCGUGGCCGAAGAAUCGAAAACGACUUUGCCCGGGAACGCGCCCAGUGGGAGGCGGAAUAUGGUGACAAGAGCGUGGCAGGCCUUCACACCGACUCUGCAAUUGGGUCGUCGAACGGCAGCAACCCAAAGACAUCCCUCAGCGUCAAAGAGACGCGUCGGUCGGACAGCGUUGAGAUGGUAGACAUGUCCGGGUCCAAGGAACUUGAUAGAUCCAAACUUAUGUCUCGUGACUCCGUAAAAGGUGGUCUGGGUGUGGGGGUUACUGUGAGGGUCAUGGAAGACGAUAACAUUCAGCAUAUUGAUUCUGAUGGAAACACCGUUUCGCUAUACCCGGCAACAGCUAGAAACUCCGAUUUCCAUUCGAGCGCGAAUAGCAGUGCUCGGGCAUCUGCAGAUAUGAGGGCGGCACAGGGAGGAGACGAAGCUCACCUGGGACCAACUCGGGCGUCACUUCGCUCAUCAGUACCACCGCCACCUAUCGUCGUUCCCUUGCCUUUCAACGUACCAAAAUCAGAGCACUCAGACAACGAGGAUAACGCGUCUGUCUCAACAGUCCCCGAGUCAAUGCCUUCUAGGAGACCUGGAUCCAAGAGAUUUUCAGCAAUUUCGAGCCGGCUAUCGAUCAACAGGAUAUCUAGUAACCACUCGUCCCAGGAAGAGAUUCUGAUUCCGCACAUAGAGGAUGAUCGUGCUUCUUCAUUGGCAGCAACUAUGGAUGAUAUGGACGACGAUAAUUUUUCUUUACCAGAGCUCUCACCACCGCAAUCGCCGUCGACAGAAGGGUUCCAGGAUCAUAUCGAUAUUCACAUUGAGGGUGACAAGACUGAAGAGCAAGGAUUGAAGUCCGAUGAGGGUGGAAAGAAGUCCGAAGAUGCUCAGGCACUUGCAGCACUAACCUCAAAUUCACCGGCCGCGGCCAAAUCCCCUAACCGCCAAUCACUCACAACCAGCACUGAUCCCAGGCCGAACGAGACAAAACCAAGACCAUUAUCGAAUGGAAGUCGACGGAGGUCCGGUGCGUCAGUUGCGAAUGACGAUGAAGGUCGAACUCGCCGAACUUCGAAAUCCAUGCCAUCGAUACCGCAGUCGGAGGUCUCGCAGGGAGAAUCUCACAUUGGCAGUCUUGCUGAGGUUCUUCCGGAGAAGCUGUCAAAGGUGGUACUUUCAUACCGGACCAAUGAGUGGGCUAAGCACCUGGAAGUUGCAGACAAACCUGAGCUGGAUGAGCUUCAACAGCCACCUUCACCGGGAAUACAGGUCCAGAUGGGCCUGCCCGAAGCUACCACACCCCCGAAAGUUGUAGAAAAAGCUCAGCCUGUACCGGUCUCUACCCGGCCAGUCUCUAGCAUUCAAGCAUCUGUACCACAAUUGACGAAACAAAGCUCCCAGCCAUCGUACCAAGCAUCAAACACCAAUCCCUUCCGCCAACCUAGCGCGAACCGAUCAUCAUCUACGAUGUCGAAAUACUCUGCUAAUGAGUCUACUCCCAUGUCACUUUCUCGGAACCCUUCAAGCGCGACAGUCAACAGCAUUCCCAAUAUCCAGAUACCAGGACAAUAUCCAACAGGACCCGGCGCAAUGUUACGAUCAAGCUCGGCAGCAAAGUUGCGAGGCGGAAGAAAUUCCUCGAUGCCUUUGAUGAAUCAAACACUAGUGGAAUCACCCAUUGAGGAAGAGUCAGCGAAUAUGCGGUUUGCACCAUCUCCAAUGCCAGGAAAUCCGAUGAGCAGACGGGAGACUCUUACACGGAACCAAACGACGCCAACAACAUUCACGCCGUACUCCUCGGUCCCAAAUUUGAACAUUGUAGCGGCAAGCGACGCUGGAUCCACUCGACCCGUGAAUCUCCACACAGCAGACUCGGACAAUAUUUCUCUAUCAGAAAGGAAGAAGAUGAUUGAUCAAGAGAACCUGACUCUCACACAGCGCCAGGCGCUCAUGCAGAGCCGACCGCAACAGCAGCGCCAAGGCACGUGGCCUUUAGCAGAGCAAAUGAAAGGCUUCGACUCUCACCAGCCGAACCGAACGUCUGGAAUCAACCAUAGCAAACAGGAAGCCAGGCUCGCGAAUUGGCGCGAAUCGAUUCGCCAAGAUACUGCACCCGCGCUUCCGGUCGUCAGCGAGGAAGACCGGCGGAUGACCAUGAUCCGGGAGCGCAAGCAGCACGAGAUGGAGAAGCAGCAGCAGGCCAUGGCAGCGAAUGCGCGCGAUACCAUGUUCGACAGUAUGAUGCGGCGCGGCGAUAUGCUGGAUGCGCAUCGCGAGGCGCUGAGGAGGAUGCAGGCGUCGGCGAACAAGAACGCGUAGACUCGCACGACUUGACCUUACGAAUCGAACCGAAUCGCAUUCUCUACCGGUACUCAUUUUGGAGACAAACGAACGACAAGAGGGGAGGUAUCGUUCAGUUUGUACAUGC
Mytilinidion resinicola is the source of this 3702-nucleotide messenger RNA. RefSeq lists its product as uncharacterized. The record is from RefSeq and is a predicted model, not a curated record. Bases 186 to 3593 code for a protein of 1135 amino acids. The transcript is spliced from 5 exons. Lineage: Eukaryota; Fungi; Ascomycota; Dothideomycetes; Mytilinidiales; Mytilinidiaceae.